Molecule: messenger RNA, 862 nt
Organism: Cottoperca gobio
Lineage: Eukaryota; Metazoa; Chordata; Actinopteri; Perciformes; Bovichtidae
Gene: fuom
Product: fucose mutarotase
Exons: 6
Coding region: 148-612 (154 amino acids)
Biological process (GO): fucose metabolic process
Molecular function (GO): fucose binding; racemase and epimerase activity, acting on carbohydrates and derivatives
Source: RefSeq, a predicted model, not a curated record
CCACCGUGACACGCAUGUCAGACUAGCAACUCCUUAAACGGCUUUUACUUUUUGAUCAGUUUACGUGUCUGGCGGACGUAAGUGAAACCGGAAGUAAGCUGGAGUGAUUGCUCUCGCUUCAGUUCACUCUUCUCUGUGGCUGCCAGUAUGGUCGUACUAAAAGGAAUCCCCUCCGUUUUAUCACCUGAGCUGCUGUAUGCUCUCGCUAAAAUGGGCCACGGGGAUGAACUGGUUCUUGCUGAUGCAAACUUUCCAGCAUCCUCCAUUUGUGUUUGUGGUCCAAAAGAGAUAAGAGCUGAUGGUCUGGGAAUCCCAAAGCUUUUGGAGGCCAUUUUGAAACUGUUGCCCCUGGAUUCCUAUGUCCCCUCUCCGGCAGCAGUCAUGGAUCUGGUAGACAGUGACAAACAGAGAUGUUUGGCUGUCCCUGUGUGGGACAGCUACACACACCUCCUGAGUCAGGCUGGGUCUCAGACUCCUCUUGAGAAGGUGGAGCGGUUUGCUUUCUAUGAACGGGCCAAGAAAGCCUACGCUGUUGUGGCAACAGGGGAAUCAGCUCUGUAUGGUAACCUGAUACUGAAGAAGGGGGUCAUCCCUGAUGAGCUGCUAUAUUGAUGCACACAAACAUUUUAAAGUAAUGAUGAUCUAAUGAUUUGAGUCAGAACUGUAAUUCUUUCUAGUGAAAAUCAGGAGAAGUUGAGUAUUUUUGCAUAAAACCCAUUUAAAACUUUGUUCUAAAUUAAAUGUAUACUGUGAAUAGGAUCUGAUAAAUCUCCAGUCCACAUGGAACAGAAAUUAUCUUGUAUUUUGUAAAUAACUUCUGUUGUACAUGCAUUUGAAUGAAUAAAACACAUUAAGUCUUUAA